AUGUAAACACAUCAUUUACUUGCUGCUUUGAGAAUCGAAAAACCAAACUAAAAACCAUAAUUUUUGAAAAUUCUUAAAGAUCAUAACAUAGUAAAUUGCACUACUGAAUAAAUUGACUUAGCUUGGUAACAUUGUUUAUAAAAAGAAUAUAAAUAAGUUAUUGAAGCUUUAUAAUAACAGAGAAUAAGAAGUAUAUCAUUAAAUUCUCAAAAAAUUUAAACUAAAUUACAACCUCUUGUAUAAAUAUUUGAUAAAAUGGAUAAUAUAAGAAAAAGAGAAGGAAAUGAAAAAGAAAUUAAUAAAUAAUUGAGUGCCUUGAAAUUUGAAGCUGAAAGGAAAUUAAAAGACUUUAUAAAUGAAUCCUGUUUAGAUCGUAGCUUUACGCAAGUUUUAUAGGAGAAGAUUGUUGAAUUUUAAGGAGAAAGAAAUAAACUAAAUGAAGAAUAAGGUAAAGAGGGUAGUAAAAAAGCAUAACAAAGACUAAUCGAUCGUAAAAAGCUUAAAUCUGAAAAACUGAAGGAAUAAAUUAAAUUUUUUUAACUUUUUGAUGACAAUAAAACAAGAACAUAGGCUAUAUGUGCAAAAUUACAAAAUACUUCAGUUCCUAGAUAUAAGUCUACAUUAAAUGAUAAAGAAGAAUAAAGAAUAAAUAAAAUAAUGAAUACUAAGUUUUUAUUAUGA
Molecule: messenger RNA, 681 nt
Organism: Paramecium sonneborni
Lineage: Eukaryota; Ciliophora; Oligohymenophorea; Peniculida; Parameciidae
Source: the annotation of a GenBank genome assembly